AUGUCAAGAGAGGGGCCAAUUAUUCAAGCAUGCUUGAUCUUACCCAGAGUAGCUUCAAAUCUGGAACUCAAUGCAGCUGAACUUGUAAAUGGAGAAAAAAUUGCAAAGUUCAUCACAGGAGGAAAGUUGCUAGAUUCAGAUUCUAGGUGUUUCGAGGCAUAUUGCUGUGAACCAUUGAAGAUGAGAAUGGGUAAAUAUUCUGUUUCCCAAGUGUAUUGUGAGAACAUAUCAACUCACUCAGCAGUUAUUCAUAUGGUUGUUGUACCUGGUAAUCUCCAUCACAAUUCACAACAGUUGGUUUAUGGACACAAUUGUGAACUUGAUGGAAAGCAUUCAGGUGUUGAAGAUGAGACAUUCUUGAGUCCCGGUUUUGACAGCUAA
Molecule: messenger RNA, 381 nt
Organism: Entrophospora candida
Lineage: Eukaryota; Fungi; Glomeromycota; Glomeromycetes; Entrophosporales; Entrophosporaceae
Source: the annotation of a GenBank genome assembly